This is a messenger RNA of Amphibalanus amphitrite, 6848 nucleotides long. RefSeq names its product laminin subunit alpha-1-like. The record is from RefSeq and is a predicted model, not a curated record. Gene Ontology annotation, biological process: regulation of cell adhesion; regulation of embryonic development; regulation of cell migration. NCBI's taxonomy places the organism in Eukaryota, Metazoa, Arthropoda, Thecostraca, Balanomorpha, Balanidae. The transcript has 43 exons. Gene Ontology annotation, molecular function: signaling receptor binding. The coding region runs from base 39 to 6590 and encodes 2183 amino acids.
GCGGGCCGAGCGGCGCCCCGAACGGUGACCGGUGUGCCAUGAGGUCGCUGAGGGUGUGGGUGCCGCUGCUGCUGGCCACGGCAGCAGCCGCCGAGUACCUGGACAGGGGACAGGAUCGACUGUACCGGGACUGGAGGGGGCUCCAAUACGGCUGCCGGUGCGACCCUGUCGGCUCGGUACACUCCCGCUGUGACAUCCGAACAGGACAAUGUGUCUGUCAGCCGCACGUGACAGGACUGGCAUGUGACCGCUGCAAGGCGGGCUACUACGGCAUGCGGCCGGGCGCUGGCUGCCGCCGCUGUGACUGCGCCUCGCCGGGCUCGGCACCUGAGGUGUGUGACCCGGAGAGUGGCCGGUGCCUGUGCCGGCGCGGGGUCGGCGGCGCGCGCUGCACCGCCUGUCUGCCCGGCUACUUUCUGCUCUCCAGCUCCGGCUGCCGCGAGUGCGGCCCGUGUGACCUGCCGGGUCACCUGUGUGACCCCGACACGGGUCACUGCACCUGUCCGCCGCACACAGUCGGCGCCGCCUGUCAGCUGUGUGAGCCGGGCUACUGGGGCCACCACCCCACCGCCGGCUGUAGGAAAUGCGCCUGCAACCAGACGGGCUCCGUGUCCGUCCACUGCGACUCGUGGACGGGCCGCUGCGGGUGCGCUGGCGGCUUCGGAGGUCCCAGGUGCGAGCGCUGCUCGCUGGGGUUCUACUCGUUCCCCCGCUGUCGGCGGUGCCAGUGUGACCCGGCCGGGACCGCCGGCUGUGACGACCAGGCAAACUGUCCCUGCGACCAACAGGGACGCUGCUACUGCAAGACGAAUGUUCGCGGCGCCCGGUGCGACCAGUGCGCUCCCAACACGUUCGGUCUGAGCGCCGACAAUCCGGACGGCUGCACGGCCUGUUUCUGCUUCACCAGGAGCGGACAGUGCUCGCAGGCAGAGUUCACCUGGGUGCCGCUGACGCUGCCCGACAAGCGUUCCCUGACGCUGGGUCCGGGUCAGACGCGUCUGGACAUCAUCAACACGCUGCGGGUGAUCCCGGAGCGAAGCGGGGAUGUCCAGCUGGGGCUCGGACAGCCGCUGGACACGCCCGUCUACUGGGAGCUGCCACCACAGUUCCUCGGCGACAAGGUCCGCUCGUACAACGGUGAACUGCGGUUCCGUCUACGCACUGAGGGCGGCGUGCGGCCGUUCCCCGCCGCCGUCCUGGCCUCCUACCCGCUGGUGCAGCUCCAGGGACACAGCCGGCUGGUGCUGGAGUAUUUCCCUGAGGACGACCGGCCAGGCCCCGACGGCCUGCACACCGUCAGGUUCUACGAGUCGCUGUUCCACGAGUCGCUGUGGCGCCGGAAGGGGGACGGCUCGGCCCCGGUCAGCCGGGAGACUCUGAUGGUGGCGCUGCAGAACACCACUCUGGUGCUCGUCAGGGCCACGGACGCCAUCGACACACGCAAAGCAGAGAUAUGGGACAUCAGUUGGGACAUGGCCGAGCCGACGUACGGCCGGCCGGGCGACACGGCGCUGGGCAUAGAGCGCUGCGCCUGUCCGGCUCAGUACAGCGGCUCCUCCUGUCAGGACCCGAGUAUAGGAUUUUACCGAACGUUUACGAGUGAGGAGCGCAGCAGUCAGAUCAUCAUUGACCUGAUCGGGGACGUGGCAGAGUGCCAGUGUAACGGCCGGGCGACCACGUGCCACCCGGACACCGGAGUCUGCCAGAACUGCACCUCCAACACGGCGGGCCGAAACUGCGAGCUCUGCGCAGUUGGCUACUAUGGGAACCCGGCGGACCGCGGCGGCUGCCGGCGCUGCCUCUGUCCCACCGAGACCGUCUCCCACGCCGUGGGCUGCACGGGGGACUACAGGGUGGCGUUCCGGUGCCAGUGCCUGCCCGGCUACUACGGCCAGCGCUGUGACCGGUGCGACUACGGCUACUACGGGGACGCCCGCGACCCGUCGGUGGGCUGCGUGCCGUGCGGCUGUGACCGGGCCGGCAGCGUGGCCGACCACUGCGACCCGACCACGGGACAGUGUCCGUGCCGCGCCGGCCGCACGGGCCGCGACUGCACCGCCUGUCCGCCCAGACACGUGCAGACGGCGCGCGGCUGCCAGGCGUGUGAGGACGGCUGCGUGGGGCUACUGCUGGUCGACCUGGACGCGCUGUACGAGCUCGCUGCCGCCGUGGACGUGCCCUCCUCGGCCGGCGCCCCUUGGGACACCCUGUACACCAUCAGUAACGAGACAGAGCGCCUGGACGAAGAGCUCACUGACUACAUCGGAGUCAGAGUCAGCCUACAGGCGCUAAACGACUCCUUCGACCUGGACACGAUGGCAGAAAACCUCCUGGUGCAGGUAACUGAACAGCGCACUAUGACGGACCUGGAGCGGUACAUGGGCGGCGGUUCGCCGUCCACCAGUGUGGACCAGGCGCUGCGCGAGGCCUCCGCUAUCCUGGAGGAGCUGCGGCGGCAGAACUUCACCGGCGCCCAGCGGAGGGCGGACGACGAGCUGGCGGAGGUGGGCCGGCUCCUGGACAGGGUGCGCGCCCUGGAGCCGAACGGCACCGCCCUGAGCGAGCCGCGGACCAGGCUGGAGCGGCUGCAGGAGAAGCUGCAGGACAUGGGCCGGCUCAUAGAGGGCGCGCGGCAAACCGUCACGGAGACUGAGGCGCUGCUGGACGAUCUGAGAGCCCGACUGCUGCGCCUGGAUCAGCGGAAGCAGCUGCUCAGCAAUGAGACUGAGGCUGUGGAGGGUCUGCUAGCCAACAGCAGCGACGCACUGCUCCCGCUUAGGAGGCUGUACGAUCAGGCGCAGGGACAGACCAUCGACCUGACGGACCUGCGGGACCAGCUGCAGCGGGUGUCUGCGAACGACUCGGAGCUGCAGCGGCGGAUGGCCGAGCUGUCCCAGCUCAGCCCCGACUUCGUGCAGGAGUACCUGCUGCCGGCCGAGGCGCACGCCGCCCAGCUGAACCAGCAGGCCGAGGAGCUGGCCAGUCUGUUCCAGGGGACUCGCCAGGGGGCUAACGCGUCGCUGGCGGCGGCCCGGGCCUACCAGGAGAUAGUGGACAUCCUGGAGGCCGCGAACGAGACAGCCAGAGCCGCCAACCAACAGGUGGGGCUGGUUGAUACUGCAUCGCUGACUUCACAAGGAGAACAGGCCAAAGAUAAAUCGGAGGAGCUUCUCAAGGCGGCCGAACAGCUGGGACGCCAGGUGAAUGCAUUAUCCGCUGACCUGGCCGGCAACAAGACGAGUCUGCAGAGAGUCAGCGACGCCGUGCGAGAUGUCCGGAGUCAAAAUGAUGUCAUUCAACGAGAACUGAAACAGCUCAACUCUACCGAGCUGGCCCGCUCGGUGGCCGCUGCGGCGGAGCGGGCGCGCGCCGCCCUGGCCAAGGCGGCGGCGGUGGACGCGCGGACUGGGGAGGUGGAGAGCGGGCUGCAGUCGGAGCUCCGGCCCGGCCUGGACAAGCUGCAGCGGCAGUCGGAAGCCGGGGUCAACGACGGACUGCAGAUGGUGGACGAGGCGGCCGAGAUCAUCAGCGAGGCGGCCAAACUGGCGAUCCAGGUGGAGGAGAGGGCGGACUCGGCGACCCAGUCCACUAAGGACGCCAAACUGCAGCUGGAGCAGCUCAAAAACAAGAUACUGAAGACGCGCCAAGCAGCAUCGAAGAUCCGCGUCUCUCUGACCUCGAACGGCACAUCGUGUUCGCGUCGGUACCGUGUGUCGGAACUGCAGCCGGGCGCCACGUCUGCGCUCCGGCUGCGGUACGCCGUCUCCGAGCCCGCCAUCACCGACGCCCUGCUGCUCUUCAUUGGAGCGACGGGAAAGAGUGACUUCCUGGCGGUGGAGAUGGUGGACCGCCGUGUGCGGUUUCUGUGGAAUAACGGCGGCUCCACGCAGUCCGUCAUUCACCCGCUGAAGCUGGAGACGAACAAUGAGCAGCUGCUGUGGGACGACCGCUGGUACAGCAUCGAGGCCACCAGGAUCGGCAGCCUGGGCCGUCUACUGGUGCGUCCGAUGGAACCUGGCGGCGGCGGCGCCGACCCGUCCCCGGUUUCUGCAGCCGCCACGGACGGCCUCACGGUCCUGGAGCUGACCGGAGAGGACCCAGUGUUCAUCGGCGCGCCGCGGGACCGGCCGCUGCCGGCGCCCGUCACCGCCGACAGAUUUGCCGGCUGCCUGGAUGACGUCUCGAUCAACGGCCAGACGCUGGGUCUGUGGAACUUCCAGGAGACGCGCGACUGCGGCGCCUGCCGCACUGGUCCCAGAGCCGACGAACUGGCGGCGGCGCCGGAGAGCGCGUUUGACGGUGAGGGGUACGUGGAGCUGUCCCCGCUGGCCAGUAGCGGCCAGCGCCGCAUUUACCUGCCCGCCAGUCUGUGGAUGCGCACCUUCGACCCCGACGCACUGCUGCUGCUCGUGGCCAACGAGAAAAAGGGUCAGCUGUUCAGUCUGGAACUGCGCGAUGGAUUCGUCGUGUUCCGGGUCGCCUUCAGCAAGAAUGCCGAACUCGUGGUUAAAUCCAAACAAAGGCAUAAUACGGGCAACUGGACGCAAAUUGAGGCAACUUAUUAUGAGAAGGAGGUCCUACUGAAGGUGAACGGUGACGGUCCGAAGGGCACGUUUAACCCGGUGGGCGGCGACAGCCCGCCCGAGCUGGCCCUCUACCUGGACACCUCCAAGCUGUACGUGGGCGGGGUGUCGCCCGACUUUGACCGUCGGCCGUGGUCGCAGCUGACCUUCGUGCCGCUGCUGGGCUGUGUGCGGGACGUGCAGAUCGACACGGCCCAGAACCUGAGGAGCGGCAACUCGACCGGCGUGACCAACGGCUGCACCGGACAGGAGCUGAGGACUGUGAGUUUCCAAGGCGACGGCUACUUGGAGACGGACUCGUACCGUCUGAAGAGGAACGCCAGUUUCGGCCUGUCGUUCAAGGCAGACGCCCCGGACGGCCUGCUGGUGAUCUCAACGUUUGCCGGCCAGUCUGCAGCCGGCUCUGCCGACCUGUCCGAGGUGUACUCGCUCCGUCUGGUGGGUGGCCGCCUGGAGCUUACCGUGGACGGCGGUACCGGACUGCUGAACAUCACCUCUGAGGGCACCUACAACGGCGGCGGCCGCUUCCACACCGUCAGCGUGCUGAAGACGUCCCGCAGGAUAGAGCUGCUGGUCGGUGACCAGUCGGUGGGCUCCGGUCAGCUCGUACCGGGCUCCUCCGGUGUCCGGGUGCCGGCGCGCGGCGGCCUCUUCCUCGGAGGGGUGCCCGCGGAUCUGGGCCCGCAGCUGGGCGGGCCGCCCGCCUUCCGAGGCUGCCUCACUGACGUCAUACUCGGAGACAGACUGCUGGUAUUCGAUAGCCCGCUGCGCUACGAGCGGGCCAAGAUCGGCCGCUGCAGUGACGGCCGCCGGCGCAGCACCCCCACCGACCAGAUGGCCACGGAGCCGGCUCCUGACCGCUGUCACCAGCCCAGACAGGUCACCCUGGCGGACAGAGCCCUGAAAUUCGGGGACGGCCCUCACAGUCACGUAUUUCAGCAAGUCAGUAAGAAGGAGCUGCAGAGGAAGAACUUUAACGUGUCAUUGAGCUUCAGAACAUUUUACCCUAACGGUCUUCUGUUAUACAAUGAGCGGAGGAAGCGACAGGCCCACUUCGUGCUUAUGUUGCGAAACGGAGCGGUGAUUUUUAACGCCACUCGCCGAGCUAAGACAAUGGAGCUGACUGCGGGCGGUCAUCUGAACGACGGCACAUGGAAACGGGUGACGCUGACGAAGCGCGGCCGGCGCUACUCACUCGCCGUGGACGGCGGCCCGGAGACCUCUGCGCGCGGUCUGGGUCGGCUGCCGGCCGGCAAUGGUCUGUACGUGGGCGGUCUGCCGCAGAGCUCGUACGGGGACCAGCAGAGCCUCGGCAACGAGCGGCUCACCACGCUACGAACGGAGAGCUUCAAGGGCUGCAUCCGGCAGCUGGCAGUGCGCCAACGCGUCUACAACCUGACGCUGCGACAAAAUACCUCGCUCAAAGUGGCACAGUGUAACGCCCAUGUUGAGCAGGGCACCUUCUUUGGCGGCGACUCCUUCGCCACAUACGACGACAGUUUCCAGCUGGGUGACGAGGUCAGUCUGGCGCUGCACUUCCGGACCACAGCGCUAGACGGGGUGCUGAUCAGCGUCAGCGGCCCGGACGCCCGGCCGGCGCUGGCACUGGAGCUGCACGACGGAGAGGUGGUGUUCUCAGUCCAGAACGGAAGCAAGGAGCCCAUCAGGGCCCGCAUGAAGUUCGCUACCCGGUUCGCCAUGUGCGACAACCGCUGGCACACGGUGAAGGCCUACUACGUCCAGAACCAGGCCCGUCUACGUGUGGACAAGUACCCAGAGACGUACGGCGUCAAAAAGGACUCGGGACGAAUACUGACCGGCCGGUUCCCGCUCUACAUCGGCGGACUGCCGUACUCCAGCGGGCCGGUAAAAUCGAUUCUGUUGCAGCAGGAUAACUUCAGGGGCUGUAUCCGCAACAUUGAGAUCAACAAGCGGCGCCGCGACUGGACGGACAUGACGCAGCUUACCAAUGUGCUGCUCAACUCGUGCCCGGUCGAGGCGCGCUGAGUGCUGAGUGCCGGUCCGCGCUGAGUGCCGGGACGCGUCUGGUGCCGGGGGGGGGGGGGGGUCAGACGGUGGGUGCUGUCGGACUGAAUGAGGGAGUGUUGACGAAGUGCAGGGUGUGCGGCUCUGUUGGUAUGACGCUACAAACGGGUAGGUAUGACAGUGUUCGGACGUAGCUCGUGCUUUUACCGGUAUCGUGAUUUGUUUUAUUAUGUUACACCGUAUGAAAUGUAAAUAAUAAAUGUGUCUCGUUUGCGAUAA